This is a messenger RNA of Anopheles moucheti, 2130 nucleotides long. Its product is annotated as leucine-rich repeat-containing G-protein coupled receptor 5-like. The record is from RefSeq and is a predicted model, not a curated record. Lineage: Eukaryota; Metazoa; Arthropoda; Insecta; Diptera; Culicidae. Gene Ontology annotation, molecular function: protein binding. Gene Ontology annotation, cellular component: extracellular matrix. The transcript is spliced from 2 exons. The coding region runs from base 1 to 2130 and encodes 709 amino acids.
AUGCAAGAAAAGUGUGCUGUUUGCUUUGUACUACUGUGUUUAGCAGUUGGUGCAUCAGGAUAUUCUUGUGAAAAACAAGACUAUUACUCUACAACGGCAAUAUUUUAUAACAUGACUAUUGAAGCCUCAACGAUCCCGCGGUUUAAAUGUGAUUCAUACUAUGGGUUAACAAUAAUAUCGUUUAAAAACUGCACCGUGGAAGAGUUGCCUAAGCAGUUGUUCGACUCAUUUAAUAGUAUACACAUUGCAAACCUCACUCGUAGCGGUAUCAAAUAUGUGAAUCGUUACAGUCUCGAAAGAGCCAUUUCGCUACAAAUUCUGGAUCUAUCGUGGAAUGCGUUGAGCGAGCUGACCGCGAAUUGUUUUGCCGGGGCAAGUCAGGUUACCAAACUCGUUUUAUCAUACAAUAGUAUAAGCUCUAUUGAUGCUAUGGCCUUCAAUUCGCUGGUAAAUUUAAACUUCCUUUUGUUGACAGGCAAUAAACUACGCUUAUUGCACAGUACGGUUUUCAAAUCGCUAGUAGCGUUACAAACCAUUUAUCUAGACUCCAAUGAGCUUCAAGUGAUAGAACGCAACCUCUUCUCCAACAAUGGUCAACUACAAAACAUAAUUCUGAAAAACAAUCGCAUCAGUGUGGUCGAGGAGGGAGCAUUUACUACCGAUAAACCGUCCAAUUUGAGUAUUCUUUCAUUAAGCAACAACAACCUAACAAAACUCAAUCUGAGCGGGGUAAAAGUGAAAAAAGUUUAUGCGUCCAACAACAAGCUCGAGGAAAUCUAUCUCUCCUCCUCGAUUGAAUUGGUUCACGCUAGAAAUAAUACAAUAUCAAAUAUUUUAAUGGACAACUCAUCGAAAAUGGACCUCACGACACUCGAUUUGGACAAUAAUUCCAUCACGUCCUUUGAAUCGAUUAAUCAUUUGACAUCGCUCGUGAACCUCUUUCUAUCCAACAACCGGAUCGGGCCAGUGAACCUCACGAGCUUUGCGAAGCUUACCAAACUCGAACAGUUGGGACUGGAGCGAACGCACAUCUCCAACCUCCAACACGGUACCUUUGCCCAGCAGGAGUCACUGAAGUGGCUGGACCUGAGCUACAAUAAUCUGGAUCGAUUCGAUUUCGACAUCCUCACAUCCUCCACCGCACUGGAGAAGAUCUUUCUCGACGGCAAUCGGCUAAAAUCGCUCGACUUCCAAUACCUCAGAAAGACGUUCCCAUCACUCGUGAAGAUUGGUCUGUCCGAUAACAACUGGAACUGCACAUACCUGAUCAAGCUCGUCCGCUAUUGCACCGAACAUUCAAUCGCGCUGUUCAAAUCCCAAUCGUCCGUGCUGAACCAGACGAAUGUGAAGGGUAUCUACUGUUACGACGAUAAGAAUCCUCUCGCCAACUUGAACACUACCAUGCAGCAGAUGCAGAUACUGCAUCCACAUCUCAACGGUUCCACAGAGGACGGUGCUCUGCAGUCGUUGCUCCAAAGCGUUCUGGAAGAUGUGCGUCGUUUCAGCGAUAGCAAUGCAGACGUCGCGAAUCAAACCACCAAACUCGAUGGCGCAGUGUACGAUCUGACAAAGAAUCAGUUUGCCCUGCAGAAGGAUCUCAACGGGCUGCGGCAGUCGCUGUUCGAGAUACGGUUGGCCUUGAUGUCGAACCGAACAAACGGUAGUGCCGGUGUGAAUAAUGAUGAGUUGCGUCGCAUGAUCGAGACGGCGAACAAUUUAACGCUCGACAAACAGGAGCUGAGUGCUAAAACGCUCGAGUUUAAGGUCUACGAACAGACAUUCAAGGUGGAUAAAGCACUGGAGCUUGCGAAGGAGAACAGCGAUAAGAUCGCGCUGCUGGCGAAGGGUAAACAGCAGUGUAACAACAACGUUGCUGAUUUCAGUGGCGUAAGUUUGAUGGCGCAGGACAGACAGCAGCAGCAACAUCUUUUGCAACCGAGUGCGGCACAUGCAAGCGGAGGCAGCGGAGAUCAUGGGUUGAUCGUUACAUUGGUGGUAAUGAUGUGUCUCAUGAUGGGGGUGAUUGUGUUUGGCGUUUUUAAAUUUAAUCGUCGUUUGUUCAAUGUCGAACGUAACCGUUAUGCAAAUAGAGAUAGUAGUUUGGCAACAAUUAUCCAUGAUCAAAUUUAG